AUGGAUCCAUCCGAUGACUGGUCCCAGCGCGCGGACUCGGGCCGCGGAGAUCCCGCCCCACCACUUUCCACUCCAUCUACUCCUCCCGUUGCCAAAACUCGAAAGUACCAGGCCUACGUCGCCUCGGAAUCCGGUAGCUGUCAGCGCUCGGGAGACAGUCCCCGUUCAGAACCGGCCGAGUAUUGGGAUGAUGAGGAAGAGGACGAUUGGGCGGACGAUUCUGGCGACGCUAUCGGUCCUGACGACUCCGCAUCUAUUCGCAUCAACAGGCAGCGCCAGCAGACGAGGCCUCCUCCACCAGUGCGCCACGAUUGCUCGCCCCCGCGACCCCAGCACCAAUUUCCGAGUGUGCCGGGGCCCCCAUCCUCCGUUUUGUCGGACGAUGAACCUCCUUAUUACGGUCCACAAGGCCACAACGCCUCCCGUUUUCCACAUGGCUAUCGGGAGUCUUAUGGGCGUGGUGUGCGGGCGCAUCGUCUGGUAAAUCCGUCUGCCCCUCUUCACGACCGAUUCACGCGAGCACCGGCACUUCCGGCCGACGGAUAUUACGCUCCCGGUUAUAGACAAACUACCGGAUACAGUCGAUUUUCGCGGUACAAUCCGGGGCAUGGGCAAUCUUUCGGGUAUUCUCACCGGUCUGCUCCGUGGUAUGGACCGCGUCCGAGUUACCCCCAAUCGACUGCGUCUGGGUACGGAUCUCCUCUCAGGCACAACAGUCAAUAUCCUGGGAAUCUGCCUGCUUCGGGGGACUACUUCAACACCGGGGCAUAUCCAAGUCAAGGGACGUACUAUGGUGGCGAUCCGAGAGGAUACUAUGGCGACUUGAGGGGAUACUAUGACGACCCGAGGGGAUACUAUGGCGAUCCGAGGGGAUACUACGGCAGUCCAGCCAUCGGCGAAUACAACACGACGCCCUGCGAGGUGGGCAAGAAUCCUUUCGCGCCUCCCAGCUCCCACUUCAAUAUUCCACCUCCCCCUCCCCCUCCGGCAGAGUUUCCCACCGCAGCACCCCCUGCUCCUCCUCCAAUGACCCCGCCACCGCCGCCACCGCCUAGGGCGGAAGAAUACCAGACUACCAGCUCCGCCGGCGAGGCCGCUGCCGUCCCUCAAGCGCCCACCUGCACGGGGCUUGACAUCCAGGCGCCGCAGAGGCUGACGUUCGACCCGUUAAUUGCUCAGACGGUCUCUCGCAUAGUUCGCACAAUCGAGGUUACGGUAGCGCCACACGGGCUGGAGAAGCCGACUUUGGCGGCGACGGAGCCGACGGCAAUGGCCUGGCUGCAGCCCCACACGAUAUGCAAGGAAGAUAGCGCGACGACCGAGUUGCUGGCAAUUCAAGCAUUGGAACACUUUGAAGAUGGUAGUGGUCGGAGCAACGUUACUCUUGUUUCCAUGCCGGAGGCUGUAACAGAGGCGAAGAAGCAGACAUCAGUGAUUCAGAUGAGAUGGCUCCAUGCCAAACGACAAGCACUCUCGCUGGAUUACCUCGUCCGGCUCAUCUCCCAUUGCCCGUCGGACAUUUUGUCUUACGACCUGAAGCAGGUGGCUUUGUCUCUGCUUGAAGAUGGCUGUCAGAGUCUACAGCAUCGGGUUGACAACGGCAAGAUGAUCGAGGCCGGGGCCAUGCUGCGCUACACUGGCAUCUAUGCGGAAGAUGCCAAGAAAGAGACAGACCCUGUCAUUUUCUUGUCUGUCCCGUAUCUACUGCUCAAGGAGAAGACGCGGCCCGUCGCGGGGCAGGAAGGGUUCGAGUCCUUGACGCUGCUUCAGUUUCUCUAUGGCUACGUCUUGGGCGACGAGCCGGAGGGCAAGCAGGUUGUGAAUAAGAUUAAUCGCUCCCUUGCGAGGAAGAUGGUUCACGUGCCGCAACUCUGGUGUCUGCUGAUUGGGCCUAGCAUUCUGGUGACUCUAGCAGACUGUGCUCUCACCGAGAUUCAACACGGCGGAAUCGCAAUCGAUCGACGGCGUUACAGUGCCCGUGGAGACUCCUGCCUCGUCCGAGUGACAGAUCUGGACGAGGAGGAGAUCAAGUUCGUCAUCCCGCGUAACUGUAGUCUCUUGACACUGACGACUCAACUCGCCCUGCUAGUGAGGAGAAAAUACUCACUCGACCAAUUUGAUCUGCUGGGCGAGCACGGGCAGCCACUGGAUAGCGAAGCCUGGAUUUCGCUGAUGUCUGAGGCCCCCGAAGAAGUGAUGAUGCUCAUCCGAGCCAAGGGCUGGAAGAAAGCAAACGAGUCUGAGCGGGCUCAGGCCGCGUCUCAAGCCACUCCUUCACAAUAUGGAAUAGUUCCAUAUAGGCAGUCCUAUCGCAACUACUUCCCCAAUAUGAUCCAGUCUGCGUCGGCUCAGCAAUUCAUGCCCUCUUAUCCACCUCCCAACUUCCCUGCCGAUCUCUACAGACAGCCUGGACCCUACAACACCUCUGCUGCGAAUCCCUUCUCUCCUCUGAGAUCCUACCAUGCCAAUCCGUUCACGCCAAUGUCGGCCGCCGCAGCCAACCCAUUCACGCCAAUGUCGGCCGCCACAGUCACUCCAUUCACCCCAAUGUCGGCCACCACGGCCAACCGAGUCGUGCCCAUCUCAUCGUCUCGCGCGUACACAACUGCGCCGCCGGCAUCAGACAACGAGAUGCAGCCCUAUCGAGCCCCUUCAGGUGAAGUCGGCACACCCAUAUCAAGAGAAAUCUACCGACAGCGAGCAGCUAGCAAGUCUUCCGAAAAACCACAAGCGCCGCCGGGAAAGAUGGAAGGCCGCGCAGAUGUGCAUACCACGAACAAGAAGGUGACGAAAUCGAAAGUGAUGUUUCGGCUGGCAACGACUACCGAUGACUCCGAGUCGGAGCCGGAGGACGCGCCUCAAGCUGUACAGAAUCAUGGCUCCGAGAAAGCAGAGAUCGGCAACUCGGUCGGCGCGGAGUUCGACUACCCUCCGCCCGCGGUUGAUCCAGGAAUCGCGAGCCGUCGGCGGAUGACGGACAUCCUGCUGGGAGUGGAAACUCUUUCCACCCCCGACGCCCAUCUGCGAACGACGGAAGACAAUCGCAUCAUAAGAUUCAAGGAAGAGGAGAAAAUUUCCAAUAAUCUCUCGCUACAAACCCCCCGACUGUACGAUCAAAAGCCCAAUGCGUCGGGAGCUGGACACGAUGCAACCGACAAGCACAAGGACGACACUUCUAGUCUGUCGGGAGACUCCGUGGACUUUCAGAUUACUGCCUGCUCUUCGGUCGAUGACAACCAUGAAGUGGCGGCUCAGAACGAGGGACAGGCUGGUGAGGAGGAUGACGUGGUACAGCUCAAGGCAGUCUGGGUAUCGGACCCCUCUCGCGUUGAUCCAGAGUCUUUGAGAAAGUCUGAAGAAGACGGAAGUGGCAAAGAGGCUCGCGUCGAAAAGCCCCACGAUGAAGCAUCUCGCCCGCAUGAGGGCAAGGCCCGAGGACAAUCGAAGGAGCCAUCUAACAACGCAAGAAUCACCAAGCUGCCGUUCUUCACCUGGAAAACCUCCCUCUGCGAUGCAAAGGAUGACUCCAUGAAAGAUACCGUCAUCAACCGGCUUUUAGAAAACGCCAAUGAAAACUUGGUUGCGCGCGAGCUCGUCGGGAAGCUUUACGACAAGGCAUACAUGUGUUCGCCUCUCCAUUUUGAAGAGCGACAUCACGACUGGAUGAAGCUACCGUCGCCGGCUCUGUCGCCCAUGGACGACUUGCUGAGUCAAUGUGUCGAUGAGCACAUAUCGGUUGCGCUGCCGACGGACGUUGGUGGUCCUACCGAGAUCACCUCUCAAAUUGCCGUGGAAUGUACGGACGGCAUGAUGGAUCAUGUGUCUACAGCGGAGACUAUCGACCAAGAAUUUUAUUUAGAUGGCACCUUUAUACUGACUCAUGAUGGCGAUGAAGAUGAGGAUAGCGAGAACCGCAGUGUCCAGACGCCAGUGAGCUCUUCGUGCCAUGUACCCAGCAACUCGAAGUCAGGACCAGACUUGGACAGACGACAUCAAGCCGCACGUAAAAUCAGAAAGCCUAGUCGGAAACAUGUGAAAGAUGCGGUGAGAGUGGAACCAAAGAUGCUCGCCGAUCUCUCCACAGACAUCUUUGGGCUAUUCAUCCCCGCCGAGCUGUGGACCAUCCAUCCUCUCACAGAGAGAUAUUGGGGCUCGCUCGAUAGGAUAUUCAGGCAAAUUAAAUUUGCCGUUGAAGAUAUUGACUCUAAACGACUGCAGAAGUGGUGCAUCUGCAAGUUCCACAUCACGCCCAGCCCUUUAGUCCAGAACGGGGAAUCAUCCAAGCCCAAGCCGUCGCCCAUGGCCUUCGGCGAAUGCACCGACUGCACCAAGUCCCGUACUUAUGAUACAGCCUAUGAGGCCCUGUCUCACAUUCAUCAGCUCCAUACGAACUGCCCUGGCGAGACCCGAUACAAACAUGUCUUCGACGACCCCUGCUACGUCUGGCUCCGUGCAACUCACCGGAAGCAUGACGGCAGACGCUACAACGAGAUCGCGCGGCUCACGCAAAAUUUUAUUAGCGAGUUGCGCGGCCUUUGCCACCGGGCCACUGAUCUGCAGCUUGCCGUCGCGAGCGUAGAGGGUGCCAGUAGCGCAUCCGCCUCGAUGCCGAGUAGCAGCAGUGCAACACCUUCUCUAACGAAGGACCUCGUUGACGCCUUCGAGGACAUCGUCAUGGCCCACAUCAUCAAGGCGAAGCAACUCUCCCUCGCAAACCAGUGGAUGUUUGAUGAUCACGAUCCCAACAAUGGAGGAGCCGGGCCCGCCUCUACGAGCUCGGCUCGUCGAACACCGUCGGCGGAAUUUCUCGCCAAGGUCGAGGACAUGAUCCGCUGCGGCGCCGAGUGCCUCGCGCGGGCACACCGGUCCCUCGACCAUGCCCGUACCAACCUCAUACUCCUCAGUACCAGGACCGCGAUGGGGGCCAAAAUCAGCCUCGACUACAUCGGCAUCGAGUUCCUCGUCGCCGUCCUCAUCGGCCACCUCCAGCACCAAGGGAUCAACGCCGAGUCACAUCCGGAGACCCUCCUCGAGCUGUACCAAAAGUACACGGCCAAGCUACAGUUCGAAGCCAACCGCAAGCCCCGCCGCCGGGUUUUCCUCGAUAUCCAAACCCUGCAGGAGGAGCUCGACGCUCUCCGCAACGUGAUUGACUCCCAGCAGAAGCUUCUUGGCAACUACCGCGACCUCACGGCGCCGAGGCUGUCCGAGACGAUGAACUCCUCGCGCGAGAACCUAUACCCGCUGGAGAGCCAGCACAUUGAAAAGCUAAUGGCCGGGUUAAGUCAGCGCGACUUCGAGGUGCGGGCCCUCCUGGGACGGUCGCAGAGGCUAAGAGAACAGGUCAAGCAGAGCAUCGAGAUCCUCGAGGAGGGACACGGCAAGGCCAUCCGAGUGUUUACGAUUGUCACAUUGUUCUUUUUGCCGUUGUCGUUCGUCUCAAGCUUCUUCGGCAUGAAUGUCGCGGAUAUCAGGGAAACGAAGAGAAACCAGCCGCUCUUCUGGUCCAUCGCACUUCCAGUCACUCUGGGUGUGCUGGCCAUUGCAUUUCUGUAUGGCUACAAAUGGGAUUCUAUGGUUGGCUGGUUCGAGCGCUUGCUUGACGGUAUUCGCGAGAGCCGAAAGGCCCAAUACAAAACAGCCGCAGACACCCGUGUCAAGCAGCCGCUGGCCCUCUCUCGCGGUUCGAGACAGCAGGAGGGGAAGCAAACAGGCGCGCAGACCGAAAAGACUUCUCAGUGGUCUUGGAAGCAAGUCGAACAGGAUUAUCUCCGAUUUAGAAUGCCAAAGAGGACAGCGACCAGCAAGACAAUCGGGGAGUAG
Molecule: messenger RNA, 5823 nt
Organism: Beauveria bassiana ARSEF 2860
Lineage: Eukaryota; Fungi; Ascomycota; Sordariomycetes; Hypocreales; Cordycipitaceae
Exons: 8
Coding region: 1-5823 (1940 amino acids)
Biological process (GO): metal ion transport; transmembrane transport
Cellular component (GO): membrane
Molecular function (GO): magnesium ion binding; cobalt ion binding; magnesium ion transmembrane transporter activity
Source: RefSeq, a predicted model, not a curated record